Molecule: messenger RNA, 1794 nt
Organism: Erpetoichthys calabaricus (reedfish)
Lineage: Eukaryota; Metazoa; Chordata; Cladistia; Polypteriformes; Polypteridae
Product: alpha-1-antiproteinase-like
Exons: 5
Coding region: 150-1427 (425 amino acids)
Biological process (GO): negative regulation of endopeptidase activity
Molecular function (GO): serine-type endopeptidase inhibitor activity
Source: RefSeq, a predicted model, not a curated record
AUUAUGGCCUUUAUGUACAGCCUACAGUAGUGGCCCGUUGACUCUGCACGCAGGAUGGGGAUGGACUGAAAGCUUGGCGGAUGUCAGCAGGAAGCACACUGCUUACAGCAGCUUAAAGACUGUUCCUGUUCAUAGAAGGAGGAAUAAAAAUGGGGAAAACCAUUUAUCUCUGCUUCAUAGUAGCUGUGUUUUGCUGCUCUGUAUUAUGUGACCACCAUGGUGAACAUUCAAAGCACCAGCAUGAUAAACAUCACAGUGAUCACGAGCACAAACAUCAUCAUGAACAUCCACAUAAGCAUGAUGAAAAGGAAUUCCGGAUUGCAGAACCCAAUGCCUUGUUUGCCUUCAGAUUAUAUAAUAAAAUAGCAUCGCAAGCUGAUGAAGUUUCCAAAAACAUCUUUUUUUCUCCACUGGGAAUCUCUUUUGCUCUUUCAAUGUUAUCUUUGGGAGCGAAGGGUGAAUCUCAUGACCAGAUGUUUGAAGGAUUAGGAUUCAACCAAACCGAAUUAAAUGAAACAUUGGUGAAUGAGGCUUUUGAGCAUCUUGUCAAAACCCAAGCAAAGCAUGAAAAUUUGGAGCUUUCAACUGGGGGUGCGGUCUUCAUGGAAGAUAGCUUUAAGCCAAAACCCACAUUUUUGGAAGAGAUUAAGAGGCAUUAUCAUGCAGAAGGUUUCAAUGUAAACUUCAGAAAUUCAACGGAGGCCACUGCUGUAAUCAAUAACUAUGUAGCAAAAAAAACCCACGGCAAAAUUACUGAUUUAGUCAAAGAUUUGGACCCACAGACUGUAAUGUAUCUGCUUAGCUAUAUAUUCUUCAAAGGAAAAUGGGAAAAACCUUUUCUGAAGGAAGUAACCCGAAAAUAUGAUUUCCACAUUAAUAAUGAAACUACAGUGGUAGUUGAUAUGAUGUAUAAGGAUUCUUACUUUGAAAACUAUGAGGACACUGAUCUGGGCGCACAGGUGCUGAAACUCCCCUACAACUCUGGUACUUCUAUGCUGCUUGUUAAACCCACAAAGGAUAUUCAUGAAGUAGAAAAAUUAUGGUGUAAGCAACACCUGAAGAAGUGGAAAAAAAAUCUGCAUAAAAGCCGACUAGCAAUUUAUGUGCCAAAAUUUUCAGUGAGUGCUUCUUAUUCUCUCCAAAAAGUGCUCUCUGAAAUGGGAAUCACAGAUAUAUUUAGUGAUGAAGCUGACCUGUCAGGUAUUACUGAUGAGACAAAACUGAAAGUAUCCAAGAUUGUUCACAAAGCUGUGUUGGAUGUUGAUGAGACAGGAAGUGAAGCAGCAGCAGGCACUGGUGCUGAAAUAAUCCCAAUGUCACUUCCUCCUUCAAUAACAUUUGAUAGGCCCUUCCUGAUUCUCAUUCUUGACCAUAAUACCAAGAGCAUUCUUUUCAUGGGUAAAAUAGUUAAUCCUACAGCAAAGUAAACCAAUGUGAAUGAUGAUGCAAGUAACAUCAAACAUUGAGAGGUCAGAUAGCCUCCUUAAUUCAAAGUCUGCAUUUUAUGUUCACUGUGGUAUUAAUUGUAAAGCAGUCCCAGCAAAAGGUGUAAAGUAGUUGUAGUAUCAAUGGAAAAUGGUAUUAAAAUGGAGUGUUAAAAGUCAAGAAGCUCUUCUCGGGUCUAUUUUGGGAUGCAAGUACAGUGAAUCGCAUGUAUUGACAACUCACAAUUUGGAGGACAUUUUGGGUGAACUGAUCCUCGAAUGUUUGCCUUUUCACCUGCUUUCACCUGAUGUAUGUAACAUGAAAUAUUUCAUUGUUUUAAAAGGUUACAUUAAAAUUCCUAUAGAAUAA